Agrilus planipennis (emerald ash borer) is the source of this 771-nucleotide messenger RNA. RefSeq lists its product as uncharacterized. Bases 1 to 771 code for a protein of 256 amino acids. The transcript is spliced from 2 exons. Lineage: Eukaryota; Metazoa; Arthropoda; Insecta; Coleoptera; Buprestidae. The record is from RefSeq and is a predicted model, not a curated record.
AUGGCUAUACGCAUUUGUGAAGCUUCUCUUUUAGAUCAAGAACUCCGCCAUCUAGAUCAAGCCCUUCAAUCCAAUGGCUAUACGUCACAGGAGAUCAAGCGUGCCCUUCAUCCCAAGAGAACUGUACCGGAGACAUCUCAACCACCGCCCGUAGGUUUCGCCUCCCUACCAUAUAUUAAAACGGUCACUGAUCGCAUCGGGAAGUUAUUGAAGCGUCAUAAUAUCGUAACCUCCUUCAAACCCACACAACUGCUACGAACCUUAAUAAGAUCAGCUAAAGAUCCUAGAGACCCUUUAACACCUGCUGGUGUUUAUAGAAUCCCUUGUUCCUGCGGAGGAGUCUACAUUGGUACCACAAAACGUAGCAUCAAAACAAGAAUAGCCGAACAUGAACGCUGCUGUCGACUUCUACAGCCUGAGAAAUCGGCCCUAGCUGAGCAUUCAAUAGGAGACCCGAACCAUGUUAUUAACUACGACGGAACUACGGUUUUAUCUACAACUUCGCAAAAUUACGCUCGCUUGCAUAGAGAAGCUACUGAAAUUUAUAAACAUCUGAUUAAUUUCAACAGAAAAGAAGAAGGGCUUCGUUUGAAUAAUGUAUGGUACCCAGUCCUAAAGAAAACUACACAGAAAGCGCCGAAUACACUAACAAGCCAUUCGAGUACACCUACCGUUCAUCGGAUGAGUCAAGCCGAGGCUGACGCCGACGAAGCCACGCCCCUGUCCCUCCCACUGCGCCACAAUUUCGUCCCGCGUGAAGUAAAUUUGUAA